AUUGCACCUGAACAUGCAAUUUUUGCUUCAAACACUUCAGCAUUGUCUAUCCAAGAGAUUGCUUCUGUAACAAAAAGGAAAGACAGAUUUGGUGGUUUGCAUUUCUUCAAUCCUGUGCCUGUAAUGAAACUACUAGAGGUAAUCCGUACUCCAGAAACGUCUGAUGAAACAUAUGGGAAGAUGAUGGCUUGGGGUAACACUAUUGGGAAGACAACGAUAACAUGCAAGGACACCCCUGGCUUUGUGGUCAACAGGCUGUUAGGUCCAUACUUAAAUGAAGCCCUUAAAAUGUUGGAGAGGGGUGUUGCAACUGCGCAGGAUAUAGACACUGCUAUGAAACUUGGAGCUGGUUAUCCAAUGGGUCCAUUUGAGUUGAUGGAUUAUAUUGGUCUUGACACACACAAGAUUGUAGCAGAUGGUUGGCAUAGAAAGUUCCCAAAUAGCCACACUUUCAGACCAAGUGAAAUUUUGGAGACGAUGGUGGCAGAAGGAAAGCUGGGUGUAAAGUCUGGAGAAGGCUUUUACAAAUAUGACAAAUCUUCCAAACUGUAACAUGUGAAGGAUAAAAUCCAGCAAGUAAAUACUUUUUGAAACCUUCUAAAACCCCUUGAGGUUAUUAGAAGUCAAAGAAAAAAAACAGAAGUAUAAAUUAAAAGAUUAAUGAUUCUGGAGUCUUCUUAACCUCGAGUGAAAAGGAAUUUGGAGUUUCAAAGUAACUUUUAUCGCAAGUCUAGUAGUAAAUUCUGAGAAUUCAUGUAUUCAUGCCCUUCAUGAUGAUGUUCCUGCACGAACUUGGGUGACCUGACUGGGCAUACAACAUGUGCUCUUGCAUAGAGUUGCAACUCUCAUGGUCAACAAAAAUGUAUUCAACAAACGAUUUUGGUCAUUCAUCCACUCUAAAAUUAAACUCUGGCAUUGUAAUCAAGAAUUUACUGACUUUGUUCAUUAUCUAUGGGAUGUACGAGAUGGGGAUACCAUUAUAAAUUAGUGGUUCUUUUGACUGUCCAUCAUGGACAAUAUCUAGUUUUCGUCCAUCGCUUCAGUAAUAGAAACAAACAUAAAAUCUUAUGAAUGUCCAUAUGUUAUGCAUACCAUAAAGAAGAACAGAAUGAAGAUGGUACUUCACUAUGUCUAUUCUGAGAUGUGCCUAUAACAUCCAUUUUAUAACCUGGGAAAGAAACACAUCUAGAAAAAGUUAAGCCAUCUAAGAGAACUGAGUAAUAACAGAAGUGUGUCUAGGUUUAUGCUGGGAGGGAAGUGUGUAAUAACAGAAGUGUGUCUGGGUUUAUGCUGGGAGGGAAGUGUGCGAUAACAGAAGUGUGUCUGGGUUUAUGCUGGAGGGAAGUGUGUAAUAACAGAAGUGUGUCUAGGUUUAUGCUGAGAGGGAAGAAGAAAAAUGAGUAUUCUUCCAGAGCAGUAUAAAUGACCCUGUGUGAAAGAGUGACAUAUCAUCUGUAGUGACAUCAACUGAUCAGUAAAUUGCAAAACAAUAUCAA
Messenger RNA from Cryptotermes secundus, 1496 nucleotides. RefSeq names its product hydroxyacyl-coenzyme A dehydrogenase, mitochondrial. Gene Ontology annotation, cellular component: mitochondrion. The record is from RefSeq and is a predicted model, not a curated record. NCBI's taxonomy places the organism in Eukaryota, Metazoa, Arthropoda, Insecta, Blattodea, Kalotermitidae. Gene Ontology annotation, biological process: fatty acid beta-oxidation. Gene Ontology annotation, molecular function: NAD+ binding; (3S)-3-hydroxyacyl-CoA dehydrogenase (NAD+) activity.